GGAGGGAAAGAGAGAGAGAAGAAGGCUGCCCAUCCUCAUAUUUUCCUCUGCAUCUGUGUGAGGCUGCGUGUGUGAACGGCAGAGAGGGGAGAGCACAUCUGAGUCUCGUGGAGGCAGCAGGGACUCAUCCCACUUGGCCGAGAGAUCGAUGCUCUUACGUGGAGCUGCACAAGACGGCUGAGCACCACCUGCAGAAAGUCUACUCAGCGCCACCAAAAAAAUUAAAGAGAACAAGAGGAGAAAACUGAGUCCAUCAUAAAGCUCCGGGCAGCAGAAUCCCAGGAUCCAACUUUAGCUUUUACACCCAAGGUGUGAGUGGAGAACAGUGGUAAGGUGUGUUGCCAGGAUGCCACAAUUAAAGCAGCUUCAUUGGGCCACAGAGAUCACAGCAAUCCUGGCACUGGCUCUGCUUUUUGCACUACAGGGUGCUGCACAUGCUGCUCCAUCAGGAGACAACAAGCUGGUUCGAACCACCAGAGUGAGAAGGCAGAUCCCAGAGGGGGAUCAGUUCCCCUCUGCUUCCUCAGUCAACCAGACGCUGCAAGAGCAGCCUCUUGUCUUUAACCAUGUGUACAACAUUAACGUGCCCAUGGAGUCUCUGUGCUCCGUUGACCUGGAUGCAUCUGUGGCCCAAGCCCCAGAUUCUCAUGCCGAGUUGGGAUCCAGACCUCCUGUUGAGGGUCCAGUGGAGCCAUCUGGGCCAACAGAAUACACUGAGCAGACGUUUGAUGCGGAGAGUCAGGUGACGUUUACUCACCGCAUCAAUAUACCAAAAGCAGCAUGCAGUUGUCCAGCAAUAAGCACAAUCCAGCAGCUGGCCACCAGAGUGGAGAUGCUGGAGAGAGAAGUAUCCACGCUCAGAGCUCAGUGUGGGUCUGGAUGCUGUGGGGAAGGCUCUGCCAUGGGUCAUUUGGACUUUAUCCCCAGCUGCAGCAGCCAUGGAAGCUUCAGCUUUGAUCUGUGUGGCUGCAUCUGCGAGGAAGGUUGGAGCGGUAAAAACUGCUCCGAGCCUCGCUGCCCAAAUGACUGCUCUGGUCAGGGGGUGUGUAUCGAAGGGGAGUGUGUGUGUGAUCGUGACUUUGGAGGUGACAACUGUUCAGAGCCACGGUGCCCUUUGGACUGCUCAGGCAGGGGCCUGUGUAUUGAUGGGGAGUGUGUGUGCGAGGAGUCCUUCACAGGCGAAGACUGCAUGGUUGGACGGUGUCUCAAUGACUGCUCGGAUCAGGGGUUGUGUGUCAAUGGGACAUGCCAGUGCCGGCCCGGCUAUGUGGGAGAAGACUGCUCAUUGGUCUACUGCGCCAACAACUGCAGCAAGAAGGGAGUCUGUAAGGAGGGGUUCUGUGUCUGCCAGGAUGGCUUCGCUGGAGAUGAUUGUAACUCAGUGGCACCUGCCAUGAAUUUGAAUACACGAGGAGUUACAGAUCGUACUAUUGAGCUGGAGUGGGAAGGGUCUGUAAGGGUGACAGAUUUCUUAGUGACGUACACACCAACCAGCCCUGGAGGUGUGCAACUAGAAAUAAGGCUGCCAGGAAACACAACAUCUUGGAUUAUCACAAGUCUUGAAGCAGGCAUAGAGUACAACAUCAAUGUGUUUGCUGUCAUCAACAACUCAAUCAGCGUUCCCUCCAGUAUUACUGUUUGGACGUAUUUUACCAACCCAGAUGGAUUAGUCUUUAAAUCCAUCACAGAGACGUCAGUGGAGGUCCAAUGGCAACCGUUUUACUAUUCCUUUGAUGGAUGGGAGAUCAGCUUCAUCCCCAAGGACAAUGAUGGCGGAAUGACAGCCCAGCUUCCCAGCACCAUUACCUCAUUUGUUCAGACUGGUCUGAGGCCUGGGGAGGAGUAUACAGUCAACCUGGUGGCACUCAGAGAUCAGGGUCGAAGCCAGCCAGUCACUGCUACCUUCACAACCUUGAUUGAUGGUCCGACUCAGCUGAUUGUACGUGAUGUGUCAGACUCUGUAGCUUUUGUGGAGUGGACACCACCAAAAGCAAAGAUUGAUCAGAUUGUGUUGCGUUAUGGCCUAGUGGGGGGAGAGGGCCCACGGACUACCUUUCGGCUCCAGCCCACCCUUACCCAGUACUCAUUGCAGGUUCUGCGUCCUGGCUCGCAGUAUGAGGUGUCGGUAAGCGGAGUAAGGAAAGGGAAUGAAAGCGGAUCUAUCUCCACUGAAUUCACAACCGCUUUAUCGUUCUUCUCAGAGAUCGAUGCCCCCAAGAACUUACGGCUUGUGUCCAAGACCUCCACUACCCUCGAGCUUGAAUGGGAUAACACUGAGGCUGAGGUGGAGGGUUAUCAGGUAGUGUACAGCACUUUAGCUGGAGAUCAGUACGAUAAGGUGAUUGUGCCAUGCAACAAGGGUGCCACCACUAAGACUAAUCUUACAGACCUUCUGCCAGGCACAGAGUACGGAAUUGGCAUCUCUGCUAUGAAGGGUAUCAACCAGAGUACACCGGCAACGAUGAAUGCCAGGACAGGUCUGGAUGCACCCAGGCGUUUAACUGUGACAGCUUCUACUGACAACUCCAUCACUCUGGUGUGGGAUGUAGUCCAGGGUCCAAUCGACCACUACAGGGUCACCUUCACAUCUUCUUCUGGCAUCACUACUGAGCUGAUGGUGCCUAAAGACAUAACCACCACAACUCUGACAGACCUUGAGCCUGGAAGUGAAUAUACCAUCACAGUAGCUGCAAGAAGAGGGAGGCAACAGAGCACUGCAACAACCAUAUAUUCCUUCACAGGGAUCAGGCCUGUAACCCACCUUUACCUGUCAGAAGGGACAUCAGAUUCAGUGUUGGUUGCAUGGAGUGCCCCGGCACCACCCGCCGACCUCUUCAUUCUGAGCUACAGCUCUGCCGAUGGGACUGACACCUCUAAGGUGACACUGGAUGGCUCCAAGACGUGGUCACUGGUCCAGGACCUGCUGCCAUCCACUCACUACAUGUUCAGUUUAAUCACAAUACAAGGGGACGUUUCCUCUGAGCCCAUUACAGCAUCGCUCAUCACAGAAAUGGACCCACCAAAGGAGCUGGCAGUGUCAGAUGUGACUGAAGAUGCAGUGACAAUCUCUUGGAUAAAACCACUGGCUCACUUUGAAUAUUAUAAGCUCGCCUACCAGUCAGCUAGAGGUCAAGUGAACAGCGAGAUGAUCGACAGAGAUGUGACAAACUACACUUUGUCUAGUCUGUUUCCUGCCACAGAGUACGAGAUCUGCCUGAAUACUGUCAGAGGGGGAGAGGAGAGCAAACCUGUCAGCACGUCCGUCUUCACAGCUAUGGACAUGCCUGCGGAGCUGACAGCCCUCAACAUCACUCCACAAGGAGCCCUGCUGAGGUGGAAUGCUCCCCAGUCCAACGUGGACAACUACGUGCUGACCAUCACACAUAACCAGCUGACAGCGGAUACUUUCCUGGUUGAAGGAAACAAGCAUGAGCACCAGUUGUCCAGCCUCAAGCCAAGCACCACCUACUCUGUGGCCCUGUAUGCCACCAAAGGACCCCUCACAAGUGGCACUGUCAUCACCAACAUUCAAACACCCAUGGAUGCACCUGUGAACCUGACAGCCAGUGAAGUGAACCACCGCAGCGCUCUCAUUUCCUGGCAGCCACCAGCCGCAGAAAUCGACAACUACAUGCUCACUUACAAGACUCCUGAUGGCAGCCGUAAAGAGCUGAUUCUUGAUGCAGAGGACACAUGGAUUCGACUGGAGGGAUUGGCAGAGAGCACAGAGUACACGGUUAAGCUCCAGGCUGCUAGAGGACUUGAUACCAGUGCUGUGGUUUCCACCACCUUUACUACAGGGAGCCGUCUGUUUUCAACACCUCAGAACUGUGCCCAACACCUGCUGAAUGGGGAGACUGUGAGUGGCGUCUACACAAUUUACAUCAACAGAGAUCCGAGCCAAGGGGUGCAGGUGUACUGUGACAUGACCACAGAUGAAGGAGGUUGGAUUGUAUUCCAGCGUCGUCAAAAUGGUCUUACUGACUUUUCCAGAAAGUGGAGUGACUAUCGGGUUGGAUUUGGAAAUCUUGAGGAUGAGUUUUGGCUUGGUCUUGAUAACAUCCAGAAGAUUGCUUCUCAGGGCCGCUAUGAGCUGAGAAUUGACAUGAGAGAUGGACAAGAAUCAGUUUUUGCCAAUUAUGACAAAUUUUCUAUUGGAGAUGCAAGAAACCUCUACAAGCUCAGGAUAGGAGAAUAUAAUGGCACUGCUGGUGACUCUUUCAGCUACCACCAGGGCCGACCAUUCUCAACUAAAGACAGAGACAAUGACAUUGCUGUCACUAACUGUGCCAUGUCCUACAAAGGAGCCUGGUGGUACAAGAACUGCCACCGGGCCAACCUCAAUGGAAAAUACGGCGAGUCCAGUCAUAGUCAGGGUAUUAACUGGUACCACUGGAAAGGCCAUGAGUUCUCCAUUCCCUUUGUGGAGAUGAAGAUGAGGCCCUUCAACUUCCGUAGCAUCAGCAGUAAGAGGAGACGAUCCACCCCUGUAUAAGCUAACCACCUCCGCGCUGCCCAGAGUAGUGGAUAAAUGGAGUUUGGAUGAUGUUGAGUGUUAAAUUUCUGCUAUCUGUGCACCUCUCUGACUGCAAAGACAGGCUGGAAUUAAACUGUGCCGAGGCUCGCUAGUGAGGCUGCAGAAACUGAAUAAGUGAGCAAUUAAACAAAACUACUAAUAUUUUAUUUAGCAACUUUAAUAAAUUAAUAUUUCAUCAACUUAUUACUUUAACCAGAUGUGGUCAGAAAAUAGCAGAGCGGUUUUAACACCACAUCCUAACUGUUGAUAUUUCCGCCUGACCAGCAUAAGCUGUCUUUUCCUGCUGUACCUCUAUCCAGAAGACAAUGUAUGUAAUUUAUGAAGCAUUCAGAAUGACAAUGUUCAAAACUGCUGUAAACAGAAGGAAAUGGAAAAUCAAUACUUUUUUGGCUUAACUUAAUAUUUGAUUUUUCCUUUCUUGAGAUGCUCAAUUAUGGGUCAGAAUUGCCCUUACGAGUAAGAUAUAGCGCUUUUUUUAGCCAUUAAAAAAUUACACUGAAAUCAUCAAUAUAUGCCCUUAAAACUUGUGUCUGUACUAUAUAUAUAUAAAUAUAUUUUUAUAGCUGAAAUUGUGGCAGAGUCCAUCAAUUCAAUAUGAUUUGAUGGCUUGGUUUUCAAACCCUGAAGUUAAUUCAAAAACGAUGACAGAUACUGGACUGAGUCGGAAUAAAAUCAUUAACAAGCAAAACUGAAGAUCCAGAAUUGUCAUUAAACCAGUAGUUCACCAGCAACAUCUUCAUUGCCUUGUAAUUUAUUUAUUUCAGGUCUAAUGUUGACUACUUUGGAUGAGUUACAUGAAGCAGUGGGAGAAUAAUCCUCUGUUUUCAAACCUUGAUAAAUUUGGUAGCCCUGCUAAGACAGUGUCUGCAAUGAGGGGAAACACAGCCAAGCUAUUGUUGUUCAAUCAAUUAGGUGAACAAAUUUAGUUGUUCAUGGGCAUGUAAUACUCAACUGAUUUCAUUUUCAAGCAAAUUACAGUCAGUAAAUGUUGUAACCUUGUUGCUGAUGUUGGGAUUGCUUGCAGAGAUGGUGCUGAUAGAUGCAACAAUUAACCAAAGACCUAUGUAAUGAAGAUUCCCUGAUUGGAAAAAAGCCCAGUCAGUUCUGUCACCCAGGUCUGGCUCAAUACAGUUACACAUUUCAAGCCCUUUUAUAGUCAUUGUGAUUCUCCAAUGAAAAAUGAAGUUUACUAUGCUAUUCAGAGCAAAGUCAGUGUGGGGAUAGUGCAGAUUUAACUCUGGCUUCCCCCAGUAGCUUGCUGAAUUAAACUCAACAAAGAAAGCAGAACAGAAGGUGGAGUGAAGCCAAAUCUUUCUUGUACUUGCUUCAUUGUUUAAGCUAAGCAAAACAAUGAAAUUCACUAAUGCUGCUGGGAAUGUGUUCCUUUAGUGGGGCUGGCGUAAUCUACAGCUUGCCAACCAACCAUGUGUUCACCGUGUCACACAAGGUGUUCAGGGCCAGUUAGCUGACUGCAGUUUUUCUGCCUGAGUUUAAGGCAGACACACCAAAUACAACUAGAAGAAGAAAAGCUGAUGUCACCAUCACUGCAAGCAAAAUUUUGCCUCAUUUAUUAGAUAAUCAAAUAAUUAUUUUUCUUUUUAUCGUUUUCUUGUUUUCAUUUACUCUCCUCAGUUAAUUCUCUGAUUAAAGUAAGCCAGUUAAUCAGACUGUGUAUAUUAUUUUUUCUAUAGAUUGAAAAUAGUAGCCCUCCCAUUUACUACAACUACUAAUAUACUCAUGUAGAUAUGAAGUUGAACUGUCUUUUACUUUCACUGCCCCAUUAGAUGGAAGCAAAUACAGAAAGCCCUCUUGGGUAUUUCUGCUUUAAACACUGUAUUUGUAAUCAGUGCUGUGCUAAAGGAUUGAUGGGGCUUGCUGCAUGUUGACUUAAAUGCUACCAAGAGCCUGAGAGUGGACUAUAAAUGUCUUUAGAAUAUGUUCAGGUUGACUUGUGCACAUAUUUAUUUGUUGUCCUAGCUGAAAGCUGCCCCUGAAAAGGUAGACUUAAAUCACUUUUUUCUCACUUUAAGCUAUUUGAUCAACAUGAAACCUUUCCCAGGUCGAUGAUUGAUGUUUUACUGUCAAAUGAUUUCAGGCUCUCUCAUGCAAUAAUCUUCCCUUAGUAAUGCUUAGUGGAAUAGAUUAAUAUAUGUGUGUCCUUAUUUUAUUAUCUGCAAAGGUAAAUUUCCAUUCUUCGAGUUUUGUAUAAAUGAAUAAUAGCCUGGAGGCUCUGGAAGGAAACAGAUUGUCUUUUGUGUUUUGGCAAUAUUUCUCAUUGCAAACUACAAGGUGCUUGUAAAUCAUUCAAAAACAGAACUGUCCAUUUUUCUUUCAACCACACAGUGGGGAAAAUAAAUAAUUAACACCUAAUGUUUCUCAAAUAUAUUUCUAUUCAGGCCAUUGACAUGAAAUCCACACCAGAUUUUUGUAACCCAAGUAAUCCACACAUAAAGAAAUAAAAAAUAUAUAUCAA
Girardinichthys multiradiatus is the source of this 7010-nucleotide messenger RNA. It is a transcript of the gene tnr, whose product is annotated as tenascin R (restrictin, janusin). The coding region runs from base 347 to 4495 and encodes 1382 amino acids. The transcript has 30 exons. The record is from RefSeq and is a predicted model, not a curated record. Lineage: Eukaryota; Metazoa; Chordata; Actinopteri; Cyprinodontiformes; Goodeidae. Gene Ontology annotation, molecular function: protein binding.